Molecule: messenger RNA, 2205 nt
Organism: Monoraphidium neglectum
Lineage: Eukaryota; Viridiplantae; Chlorophyta; Chlorophyceae; Sphaeropleales; Selenastraceae
Exons: 15
Coding region: 1-2205 (734 amino acids)
Biological process (GO): Golgi to vacuole transport; retrograde transport, endosome to Golgi
Cellular component (GO): GARP complex
Molecular function (GO): syntaxin binding
Source: RefSeq, a predicted model, not a curated record
AUGAGCUCGUCGCUGUCGCAAGCGCUGUCAUCCCACAACAAGCGGCGCGGCACGCUGCACGACGACAUCGAUCGCAGCGUGUACACGGUCGGCCAGACGCUUGUAUCAAUCGUGAAUGACCCGCGCACCGCCGGCCUGCCGGCCUCCACCGGCUUCUGGGGCUUUGGCAGCCAUGAUGCCCCCCAGGCCGACGCGCAGCCGCCCCCGAUCGACGCGUCAAAGUACCCAGCUGUCAGCCAGCAGGAUUUGAAUCAGUACCUGAAGGUCGUGCGCGGCGCGUACGAGCGCUUCGUGCGCGACCGCGAGAGCCUCGAGGCGUUUGAUCACGCACGGCCGCUCGGCGGCGGCGGCGCGGGCGGCAGCGGCGCGGGCGGCGGGGCGGAGGCGGAGGCGGAGGGGACGCCGUUUGGCAGCGGCGGGGGCUAUGGCGGGGCCGGCAGCAGCCAGGGCGAGGCGUUCAUGGCGGCGCUGCAGACGGUGCCUGGGCAGUACUUUUCAGAGGACUUUGAGAGCAAGUGGGACGACUUCUUUGUCCAGUUCUGCCAGAAUCAGAGCGCGGAGGAGCUGUAUGGGGAGAUCGACGAGCUCAACAAGAACCUGGACGUCGUCGAGCUGCAGCUUCUCAGGGAGGUGGCCGCGCGCAGUGCCUCCUUCUUCCAGGCGGCCGGGCAGCUGCAGGGCCUGAGGGGCGUGCUGCAGGACACGCUGGACGUCGUGGGGUCGCUGCGGCGCCACGUGGGGGGCCUGGAUGCUGACCUGUACAGAGCGGCGGUGGGCGUGGCGGCGCUGCAGCGGCGGAGGGGCAACCUGGAGCAGGCGCUCGACAUCACUAAGGCGCGGGCGCUUAUGCGGCGUGCCCUGAGUGACGUGCUGGACUGCCGGCAGGCCCUAGAGGGCAUGAUUGAGAGCGAGGACUAUGCGGACACGUCCGAGGCGGUGCGCGGCAUGCUGGUGGCCGAGUUCCUGUCGGCGCUGGAGAACCGGCCGCUCGAGGACGUCGUCGCGGCGGCGGCCGCAGAGGCGGCGGUCGCGCAGGCGCGGCAGCAGCACGACGCAAGCAGCGACGCCGAGCCGGGCCCUGAGACCCGCGCGGCCGAGGCGUCCCCCUUCACUCAGCAGCUGUCCAUCCUCACUGCGUUGGCCGCGGAGGCGGCGGGCGCGCUGCAUGAGAAGCUGCUGCCCCUGGCCGUCGGCCUGUGGCGCGCCGACAAGCUGGGGGCGGCGAUGGCCCAGUAUCGGGACAACGUGGCGGCGGAAGUCAAGGGGGCGAUCAGGGAUGUGGUGCAGCAGGUUGUGCCGAUGCUGCUGGCGGCGGCGGGCGGGGACGGCGGCGGCGGCGGCGGCGGCGGCGGGUCUGGGGCGGAGGUGCAGCUGGCGGAGCAGUUGCAGGCGCUGCAGCACGGCGCGUUCAUGCAGCUGCUGCGGGCGGUGGCGCGUGUGCUGAUCGCGUGCUGCGGCCACGUCCUGGCGGUGGGCAAGGUGCUGGAGGAAGUCCUGGCCGGCUGCCAAGCUCACCCCAGCCAAGUUGCUGCCCUGCGCAAGGACGUCACCGCGGCGCUGCAGGUCGCGGUCGACGCCGGCCAGGGGCGCUGGGUGAAGCUGCUCGGCGCCCGCAGCAGCGCCCACAUGCGGCUGCGGCUCUACGAGCUGAAGCAGCUGCUGGACGCGUCCGAGGAGGUGGCCGCCUACGCCGAGUCGUGCGGCGCCCGCACCCUGGGCUCUCUCCGCAGCUCCCUGCAGGCGCAGUGCAAGGCCUUCCUGGACAGCCAGCACGGCCGCUGCACCAUGCAGCUGCAGCACCUGCUGGAGGGCGAGCAGUGGACGGUCGUGGAGGUUCCCGCAAGCUUCCAGCAGAUCGUGGAUCGCCUGCUGUCGCGGUGCGGCGAGGGCGCCGCCAUGAUGCUCGCAGACGGGGACGCCGCCGUGGGCCCCAAGAGCCGGGACCGCGACCAGGCCGCCCCGGAAGCCGCGGGCGCCGCGCCGGCGCCCGCGCAGGCGCCGGCGCCGCAGGCGGCGCUGCUGGUCAACGGGCGGCGGUUCCACCUGGUCAACAGCGCGCUGAUGCUGCUGAAGAUGGUGGACGACUACAUGAGUCUGUACGACAUAGUGCCGCAGUUUGGGGCUGAGAUCGUCCACCGGGAGCUGGAGUUGCUCAAGCAGUUCAACUCACAGGUGCGGCAGGCGGCGCGGCCGGCCUCGCCGUAA